Messenger RNA from Scomber scombrus (Atlantic mackerel), 3393 nucleotides. RefSeq names its product ras-related protein Rap-2b-like. The record is from RefSeq and is a predicted model, not a curated record. The coding region runs from base 1108 to 1656 and encodes 182 amino acids. Gene Ontology annotation, biological process: negative regulation of cell migration; Rap protein signal transduction. Gene Ontology annotation, molecular function: GDP binding; GTP binding; GTPase activity. The transcript has a single exon. Lineage: Eukaryota; Metazoa; Chordata; Actinopteri; Scombriformes; Scombridae. Gene Ontology annotation, cellular component: plasma membrane.
CUAAGAUCAGUGACUGUGAAUAUGUGCGUGUCUGAAUAAGCAACAGGUUUACUUCAAAGAAACAAGGAAUUUGCCUUGGUGUUGUGGUGCAUAACAGUAAAAUUAGCCUAAGUAAAAAAUAAUAUUAAAAAAACAUGUUAAAACUGGUAUACUCAAGGGCCACUUUAUUAGGAACAUCUGUGCAAUCUAAUGCAAUCUAAGGCAACAGCUCUGCAUUGUCAGAAAGGUGAUACCACCGCCCAUUACAUAUUGACCAGUGUUAAUAAUACUGACAAACUUUUCCUCCCUCAUGUCAUGUGUGUUAAAGGAGUAUUAUAAACACUGUUGAAUAUAAUGCCCUACAUUACACCACCACAACCCACUACAGUCACAGCCUUAACCUUUCUGACAAUGUCAACAAAAAACGAAAAUGCUUAAGCUUCUUAUAAGUAUAAUAAAUGGCAGAGCUGCUGUAUUGGAUUGUGUUAGAUUGCAUAGGUGUUCCUAAUAACACGGUGAGUGUUUAUUCAAAGUGAAAGGAGCUGUUUCAAAUGGGGGAGAAACGAAAUGAAAUGUAGCAAACAAGACUAUGCAAAUGUUCACGGUGCACAUGUGAGGAGGGCAGAGGUCACGCUGCUUGCACCACAGACGUGCACACGCUUGCAGUGAUCUGUUUGCUCAUCUGACUGCCACUCACUGCCUCUCUCAUGGAGGGGGUUUUGGGCGACGGCUCCUUUAAGAAAACGGAACUGAGCCUCUGCUUUUGACGCGCUGAGGAUGUGGGCAGGAAACGCCAUGCAAGAGAGGAGAAGCGAUCACGCUUCCCAGCACCGUUGCACAAUACAGUGCAAUCAAAAUGUGCUUUAAUGUGCGACGUUGAAUGUCCAGGAGCGGUGCUUCUCCUCGGAUCUGCAAUCCGCGGCCGUCUGACAGCGGGCUUUGGAGGCUUUUUGCCGGCGUGGGGUUUGACUGCGAUCCGAGCGAGAGCGCAGCCUUCCCAGCCAGCUCGGGUUUGAAAACAUCGGGGCUGGUCAGCGGGUGGGAGAGAGGAGGCUUCGUCGCAGAAAAAGGAGGUGUCUGCUGUUUUUUUAUUUAUUUUUUUUGUUUUUUUAUACCCCCCCUCUAGCCAUGAGGGAGUACAAAGUGGUUGUUUUGGGAUCGGGUGGAGUCGGCAAAUCCGCGCUGACGGUCCAGUUCGUGACGGGCUCCUUCAUCGAGAAGUACGACCCCACGAUAGAGGAUUUCUACAGGAAGGAGAUCGAGGUGGACUCGUCCCCGUCGGUGCUGGAGAUCCUGGAUACGGCAGGGACCGAGCAGUUCGCCUCCAUGCGAGACCUGUACAUCAAGAACGGGCAGGGCUUCAUCCUGGUCUACAGCCUGGUCAACCAGCAGAGCUUCCAGGACAUCAAACCCAUGAGAGACCAGAUCAUCCGGGUGAAGAGAUAUGAGAGGGUGCCCAUGAUCCUGGUGGGGAACAAGGUGGACCUGGAGGGGGAGAGAGAGGUGUCUUCCGGGGAAGGCAAGGCGCUGGCCCAGGACUGGAACUGCCCCUUUAUGGAAACUUCAGCCAAAAAUAAAGGAUCAGUCGACGAACUGUUUGCAGAAAUAGUCAGACAGAUGAACUACUCAACUGUCCCCAGUGGUGGAAGCCAGUGCUGUUCAUGUGUCCUGCUCUAAAAAAACACACAAACCAGUCAUGCAUCCCGGCAGAGCUCCUGACUUAUCUCCAUUUUUCAUUUGCAAAAGUGUUUUUUCUCUCUCUCUCUCUCUCUCUCUCUCUCUCUCUCUCUCUCUCUCUCUCUCUCUCUCUCUCUCUCUCCUCACACUGUUGUCUUACUGUUGCACACAAACAAAAAUCAACGUCAACAACAAUCGAUUAUGUAUAAUAGUCUGGAAAAGUGUUUACAUGACAAAGUACUUGAAUGUUUUGGGAUUUUUUUUAUAGCUUUGUAUAUGACACUUCUCUGGAAAUGUGCCUCAAUGGGAAUGUCUUAUUGUAAAAACCUAAGAGACACAUGUUUUUUUUGUUUAUUUCUCUAUUUCGCUCAUGGGAAAGUGUAAUGGUUUUAUUUGUUGAAUUGUACUGUUACAUUUUCUGGGCUUGGUGUUAAUGGUGGUAGUGGUGGGGGUUGUUACUGUCAAAUCCCCAGGCAGAACUGGGAUUGGACUUUUUUUUUUUUGGCUGAUACGAAAGAGCAGGAGGUCUGAAAAGGUCUUAUGAACUUGUCAGUCACCACUCAAGCCUUGCACAGGUUACUUCGACCCCAAGUUCCCUUGAUUUAUUUCUCCAAGAGGCGUAAAGCCACCCGCUAAGAUACUGUGUUUGAAGCUGUCAACUGGUGGAGUCGCCUACAUAUUUUUGUUUUGUUUUCCCCCUCUCUUUCCAGUGUGGUGAAAGUGGAUUUAUAAUGGAACUUGCACUUAGCUGACGGUGUCCCUCCUCAGUGUGCACAAACGAGGACCUUAGUGCAUUGCUGUCGCUGCAUGGGGAACGCCAUGACUCCAUGUCAAGUGCCUUCCUAAGAAAACUCCUGUGACUGUGCCAACUGAUGAGCCCUACUUCCUCUGCAGUGCGUUUCGAUGGCAAUCAGAACUUUUAAAGCAGUUUUUCAGUGUAUAUUCUAGUUUAAUUUGGUGUCAGAGUGAAAAGAGCCUCUACCUAUUUUACUGUCAGCUUGUAACCGACCACUGUUGCUGUCGGGUUCAGAAUCGAGCCAUUUCUCGAGGUACUAUAGUCCACCAAGAACAACAGAAUAACCCUUCGCUGAAUGGCAAGCCAUGUCUGUCUGUAUUAUCUAGGUUUUUUUCUUUCUUUUUCUAAAAAUGUGACUUUUUUUUGACUUACCGUAAUUGUAAUUCUCCAUUUGGACAAAAUCUUCUGCCAUCCACCUGUCAGUUUGAAAGACUUGUAAUACAAAAAACAUUUUAUGUAAUGCUGUGUGCAGUGUUUGUCUCUCUGAAAACAUAUAUUUUACUUGAAGAGCGCCUUGAAGUUGAUCAUUGCCACAGUAAACAUCUCAAGUUCUGAAACAGUUACAUGAGUAGUCUAUUAGUGGAUCAGCAGAAAAAACAAUUGAGAUAACAUUCUGCAUUUAAAUCCGUUUAUGACCCAAACACUUAAAAUAUUUUCUGGUUAAAGCUUCUCAAAUGUGAAGAGUCACUGGUUUUCCUUGUUUUAUGUCAUCAUAAAUGGAAUAUCUUUGGGUUUUGGACAUGCCAGGAUCCACACCUUGAAAUCCGCCCACUCCACCAAGGUCACUGAUUCUGGAAAUGGCGUGUAACAAGUUGACAGCUCUGUCUGAUAUUAAACAGGUUUUGGACUGCUGUUUGCGCGAAACAAGUAAUUUGAAGAUGAUCUCUGGGCUCUUAUGUGAUAUGUUUUUUUAAUAUUUUACAGAUUAAGUGAUUUAAUCA